GCUCAGCUCCAUUCAGCCAGGAUAGUUGAGAGUAAAAGGAGCAGAGCCAGCCCCACCCCUGGACAUCAGCAUGGGACUCACUCAGGACCCCAACUUUGAAAAGCUGCAGCACUGGUUCACAGCCCAUGCCCUGAACCUCAACGUGAGGCACUUGUUUGAGGCCGACAAGGAAAGGUUCAGAAAGUUCAGCCUCACGCUGAACACUGAAGAUGGGGAUAUUCUUUUGGAUUACUCCAAGAACCUCAUCACAGAUGAAGUCAUGAAAAUGCUGACUGAUCUGGGUAAGUCCAGAGGAAUUGAAGCUGCCAGGGAGAAGAUGUUUACCGGAGACAAGAUCAACUUCACUGAGGGCCGUGCUGUGCUCCACGUGGCUCUGAGGAACCGUUCCAACACUCCCAUCUUGGUUGAGGGGAAAGAUGUAAUGCCAGAGGUCAACAAGGUUCUGGAGAAGAUGAAGAGCUUCUGUCAUAGGGUUCGCAGUGGCGAGUGGAAAGGUUUCACAGGAAAGGCCAUCACAGAUGUUGUUAAUGUUGGGAUUGGAGGAUCAGACCUUGGUCCACUGAUGGUGACAGAGGCCCUGAAGCCAUACUCGAAGGGUGGACCUCGGGUGUGGUUUGUGUCCAACAUCGAUGGAACUCACAUAACCAAAACCCUGGCUCAGCUAAAUGCAGAAACUACCCUCUUCAUCAUCGCAUCCAAGACGUUUACCACCCAAGAAACUAUUACCAAUGCUGAGUCAGCCAAAGCCUGGUUCCUGGAGCAUGCCAAAGAUAAAGCUGCAGUUGCUAAGCACUUUGUGGCUCUGUCCACAAAUGGUCCCAAAGUAAAGGACUUUGGCAUUGACACAGAGAACAUGUUCGAGUUCUGGGAUUGGGUUGGUGGCCGUUUCUCCCUGUGGUCUGCUAUUGGAAUGUCUAUUGCCUUGCAUGUUGGUUUUGACAACUUUGAGAAGCUUCUAUCCGGAGCUCACUGGAUGGACAAACACUUUCGAACUGCUCCCUUGGAGAAAAACGCUCCCGUCCUGCUGGCUCUGCUGGGAAUCUGGUACAUCAACUUCUUCCACGCAGAGACCCACGCCGUGCUGCCCUAUGACCAGUACAUGCACCGCUUCACUGCCUAUUUCCAGCAGGGUGACAUGGAGUCAAAUGGAAAGUACAUCACCAACCACGGGGCACGAGUGAACUACCACACCGGGCCCAUCGUGUGGGGAGAACCUGGCACAAAUGGACAGCAUGCUUUCUACCAGCUCAUCCACCAAGGAACACGGAUGGUGCCGUCUGACUUCCUGAUCCCAGCUCAGUCUCAGCAUCCAAUCAGAGACAAUCUGCACCACAAGAUUCUGUCGGCCAAUUUUCUGGCUCAGACAGAAGCCUUGAUGAAAGGUAAGACCACCGAAGAGGCCAGGAAGGAGCUGGAAGCCAGUGGUCUGAGUGGGGAGGCCCUGGAGAAAAUCCUGCCACACAAGGUUUUCCAAGGAAACAGACCAACAAACUCAAUCAUCUUCAAGAAACUGACACCUUACACACUGGGAGCCCUUAUAGCAAUGUAUGAGCACAAGAUCUUUGUCCAGGGUGUGAUGUGGGAGAUCAAUAGCUUUGACCAGUGGGGAGUUGAACUGGGUAAACAGCUCGCAAAGAACAUUGAACCUGAACUCAACAACACUGCAGAGGUCCACUCUCACGACGCGUCCACCAACGGACUCAUAAAUUUCCUCAAAAAGAAUUUUGCCUGAUUUUCAGCACAGCGAAUCUCUUGACGUCACUUCGUUAGCAGCUCAGGUUCAGGAGUACGGCGGAGGUGGCUGGUGACUCCCACGCCGAGCUGAUGCUGUCUGAUGUUUGUGCUCUCAUUAGCAAUGUCAUGACUGUCUGGAGUGUUGUCAUUUUUUUGUUUGUUCAUGCCUGUGAGUGAAAAAGCUUUUUGUAUUAGAAAUAUCCUCACUCUGUCUCCACAGUUACAUGAAAUAAACACUUUCAUUCAGUG
Oryzias latipes (Japanese medaka) is the source of this 1983-nucleotide messenger RNA. It is a transcript of the gene gpib, whose product is annotated as glucose-6-phosphate isomerase b. The record is from RefSeq and is a predicted model, not a curated record. Gene Ontology annotation, molecular function: carbohydrate derivative binding; monosaccharide binding; glucose-6-phosphate isomerase activity. Gene Ontology annotation, cellular component: cytosol. NCBI's taxonomy places the organism in Eukaryota, Metazoa, Chordata, Actinopteri, Beloniformes, Adrianichthyidae. Gene Ontology annotation, biological process: glucose 6-phosphate metabolic process; glycolytic process; gluconeogenesis.